UCUUAAGUCAAGUCAACUGAAGCUAGCCUGAGGCUAAGUUGAAAACUGUCUUCAGGAUAAAGGCAGAGCAUCUCAGUCAGGUUCCACAAAUGCCACAGAUCAAGACUUGAGCAUGGAGGCUACGGGUAACUUCACCGAUCCUGUGGAUGAGGCAGGAGAGGGUACAGAUUCCAGGAUGACACCUACUGAGCCUGAGACAGGAAUGUCAGAUCAGCAUGAGGAAUUGUUAGUGGGGUCUGAUUCGUCAGAGUCCACAUCCUGCACCCAGGACAAGGAACUCCAUGUGGACCAACUUCCUGGAGGACCUUCCAUAGAGUCCUCUACAGAAACGUGUCACUCAACAGAUAAGGGUGAUGACUCUUCUCUGUCUUUCACCAUCAAGGAGAAGAACAAUCCUGAUAAGAUGCUGUAUGUUUACAAGAAGUCCACAGAUGGGUCGGAUGUCACGAUCAACGUGGUGUCCAUGAUUUCUGUCAAUGAUACAACGGACAUGGUAGCGUUGCAGUCUGGACUGGACACAGGCACUGAGUUACGGGUGGAGGAGAAGGAUGGAGCGGCAGAGGAUGAUUCUUCAGGAAGCAAAGCAAGUGAUGAUGUUCCAGAGUAUACAUGUAAUCACUGUGACUUCACCACCAAGAAGAAACAUCUUUGGCUCAGUCACGAGAUACUGCAUGCUGUACCUGAUGAUAAACACCUUUAUUAUUGUUCCCAGUGUAGCUACUCAACUCGACAGCGGUUCAACCUCAAGACGCACGUAAAGAGCCACUUUGACAUCAAGGAAAUGGACCCCAGUGAAUUGUUCAAGUGCACUCAAUGUGAUUACGUAUCCAUGUACAAGUAUGAUCUGCAGACACAUUCCAAGAAGCAUGACCCUGAUAAACGCCAUAAAUGUUUUUACUGCGACUUCUCCAGCAUCUACAGGCACAGCCUGCUGCACCACAUCUCUUCCAAGCAUCAUGGUGUCCGACCGUUCCAGUGCUCGCUCUGUUCGUUUUCCGCUGCAAAGAAGUCGGAUCUUGAGACACACUUGUUUAAACACGACAAUCAGAAGCGAUACCAGUGCAGCGAGUGCGACUACAAGACAACCUACAAGCAGUGCCUGGAGUCUCAUAUGAACACCCACAAAGGCGAUAAGCCAUUCCAGUGUACACAGCCGGGAUGUUCCUUCUCCACAAACUCCAAGUCGAACCUGAACUCGCACCUCACCAUGCACAAGAAGAGAAGCCGAUGCGAGUCGUGCGGCUAUGAAUCCAUAAAUGCGGAAAGAUUGCAAAACCACACGUGCCUUGAAACGCAGAAGAAGAGAGAGAUCAAUGAGAGGAUAAGAAUGGUCCAGGUUGCUCCGCCAUCUAAGAAAGAAGACGGCAAGCUGGAGUACAGAUGCCCAGACUGUGGUUAUGUGUCAACGAGCAAGCACAGUAUGAAGCGACACAGUAUGGUCCACAAUGCUGAACGGGAAAAACCCGAUAAGGUCCAUCAGUGUAUCCACUGUGACUAUGUGACUGCGUACAAGAGCAGCCUGACGAGACACAUGGCUCGACACUCUCUUGUGAAACCCCUGAAAUGCGGACAUUGUGACUACUCGACCAUCACAAUGACCCAGAUGCAUGCACACGUAGCCAAGCACACAGGUAUUAAGCAGUUCGCCUGUGAUCUUUGCACCUACCGCACUGCCAACAAACAGCACCUGAAAAACCACAUGUCCAAGCACUCCAACCUACGCUAUAAGUGCAACGCCUGUGGGCACAUUACCGCCUGGAAGGAUCGCAUGCGCCUCCACCUCAAGCAACAUGAAAGGGGCCAGAUCUUUGUCCGGUCGGUCAAGCCAUCGCCGCGGCCGCUGCCCGUCCAGACUUUGACCACAGACUGUCGGUUGGUCACCACCGAUGGUCAAGUCCUGGAGGUGUUGAAUGUUCUAAACGACGAUAGCAUCAAGACAGUCGAAGGAAGUGAGACAUUGAUAACCUUGAACGAACUAGCCGACAGAAUACAGAAUUCGAUCAGGGAGGAUGAGGGGCAAGGAAAGACAGUCGAUCAAGAUGAAGAUAUGGAUGUGGUUCAGAAAGAUGGUGAUAUGAUGGUAGUCGGAGGAGAGGAAAUAGUCAGUGAUCAACAGGAUCAGACAGUAGGGAGUGAGAUGGUUAGCCAAGGAGAUGGCGAAGAAGGGACCAUCACGAUUGUUACCGAUCACGAAGGUUCAGAUUUACGAUUGCAUCUUAGUGGUGGUGAAGAGAGUCCAAGGUCUCGAUCAGUCUAUAAUUUAGAAUUCAGCAAUGAGAGCCCUAUCACAGUAGCAGAAUAGGAGAAAACAUCUUAACAAA
Messenger RNA from Lytechinus variegatus (green sea urchin), 2321 nucleotides. RefSeq names its product gastrula zinc finger protein xFG20-1-like. Bases 113 to 2302 code for a protein of 729 amino acids. The record is from RefSeq and is a predicted model, not a curated record. Gene Ontology annotation, biological process: regulation of transcription by RNA polymerase II. The transcript is spliced from 7 exons. Lineage: Eukaryota; Metazoa; Echinodermata; Echinoidea; Temnopleuroida; Toxopneustidae. Gene Ontology annotation, cellular component: nucleus. Gene Ontology annotation, molecular function: RNA polymerase II transcription regulatory region sequence-specific DNA binding; DNA-binding transcription factor activity, RNA polymerase II-specific.